Parastagonospora nodorum SN15 is the source of this 1536-nucleotide messenger RNA. RefSeq lists its product as hypothetical. Gene Ontology annotation, biological process: transmembrane transport. The record is from RefSeq and is a predicted model, not a curated record. Lineage: Eukaryota; Fungi; Ascomycota; Dothideomycetes; Pleosporales; Phaeosphaeriaceae. The transcript has 3 exons. The coding region runs from base 1 to 1536 and encodes 511 amino acids. Gene Ontology annotation, cellular component: membrane. Gene Ontology annotation, molecular function: transmembrane transporter activity.
AUGGGUGACAUUUCCAAAGGGUCGCAUGAUGUCCUUGCAGGCCAGAAGGAUGACCGCGAUAUCGAACAGGCAGUGUUCGCGCCACGAGAUCCUGCUGGAAAGGACAACGAGCUGGUGGCGGUGACAACAACAGCAUCCGAGCGAUUACCCUUCUCCAAAAUGAGGAGUAUCGCGCUUGUUGCGGCCGUUUCUGCUGCACCUUUCCUGACUGUUUUCCAAUCUCAACUCACCCGAACGCAGCUACUCUGGGGUCGCUUGGCCGACAUCUACGGACGGCGACUGAUUUUCCUCUGGGGUUCAUCAUGCUUCACAAUCUUUGCAAUCGUGACGCCAUUCAUACCGAACGAGAUAGGCUUCGAUGUCCUACGAGGUUUGGCCGGACUGGCAGCAGCAGCUAUGUUUCCCACAGCAUUGGGCAUCCUUGGAACGACUUUCCCACCAGGCAAGGCGAAGGAUCUUGCAUUUGGCUGCUUUGGGGCCGGGGCGCCUUUGGGAGGUGUGGUAGGAAACAUCUUCGGCGGUGUUGUCAGUGAAUAUCUCAGCUGGAAAUGGGUCUUCUGGAUCUUUGGCAUCAUAGCUGCCGCAGCCACAAUUGCGGGUUUCUUCGUCAUCCCACUCCCCCCAGCACAAGCUGAGCCGAGCAUGCGUAACACGGUGGACUGGGUAGGUGGGACAUUGAUCACAGUCGGGCUGAUCAUCCUGCUCUUCGCGCUUUCCGAGGGCAACGACGUCGGCUGGAGCACACCAUGGGUACCCACACUUAUUGUCGUUUCCCUGCUCAUCGUCGUUGUGUUCGGCGUCUGGCAACACUACCUUGAGACCAAGACAGAGAAGCGGCCGUUGAUGAAGACAUCCAUCUUCAAGAAUCGGAACUUUCUGUGGGCCAACGUGAUCAUGGCGCUAUUCUUUGCGUCCUUCAACAAUUUUCUCGUGUAUGCGACAUACUGGUUCCAGGACUACCAAGGCUUGUCUGUCAUCCAGACAACGCUGCGCUUCAUACCGACUGGCGUGACCGGUAUUCUCGUUGCGCUUGUCACUGGAUACAUUCUUUCGUCCGUUCGUGGCGACUACAUUCUCACCUUCAGCACGACCUGUGUCAGCGUAGCGUCGUUGUUGUUCGCCAUACCGAUUCCGGAUGAUACUACGUACUGGGCUUACGGCUUCCCGGCUAUGGUCCUCAGCGUAUGCGGUGCUGAUACUCUGUUCCCUGUACUUACUCUAUUCGUGGCUAAAUCACUCCCACCUGAAGAUGCAUCACUUGGCGGCGCACUCAUCAUGGCUGUAGGACAAAUUGGACGUUCCAUUGGUCUUGCCAUCGCGACUGCAGUCCAGACCGCGAUUCUCGCAAACGAGAAGGGGGCCAGUGUUACGGAUGUUGGGAGUGAGGGGUACAGUUCACAGCAUUGGGACGAAGGACUCAAACUCAGCAUCCGAGGCGCUGCGUGGUUUAAUUUUGCCAUCAGUCUCGCUUCGACAGCAGUCGUAGUAUUCUUUGUUCGAGGCAUAGGUAUCGUUGGGGGAAAGGGCAAGCGAUAA